GGACAACAAGGUCCAGGAGGUUGGGGAGGCGGCGGAAGAGGAGGCGGAUGGGGAGGUAAGAGUUGAUUUUACUUUGCAUUGAAUUCAUUAUUACUCACAUCACGUUAUGUAUCACAUUGUUUUUUUCUUGGAAAUCGAAAUAUUCGGGAAAUUGAUUCACUUUUUCACUACUAAUUCAGGUCAUGGUGGUGUUGGAUGGGGUGGUAGAGGUGAUGGUGAGUUGGAGUGUUUAGCAACCUUUGUUACCAUAAACAGCUCAUUAAUUGUUUUAUGUUAAUUCGUUAUAACCUUGUACAUUCUCGUUUUUUUUUUAAAUAACCCAAAUUAAUUUUUCCCCGAUUUUAUAAUUUUGCAAAUAUUAUUCCAGGAUGGGGACGUGGAUCCCGCUGGGGAUGGGGACGCCCAUCAUGGGGUGGAUGGGGACGUGGAUGGUAAAUGUCUUCAAUAUCAACUUUAAUUUCAAACUAACUGCAAUUGACACCUCAAUCAAGUUUUGAUUCGGAAUCCCUAAUGUAUUACCUUUUUGUUUUGCAAUACUUUUUGGCAAAAGUACUAUAAUAAAAUCGUUGUUUUUUCUUGUUUAAUUUGUUUGCUUGAUAUAAUAUAUUUAUAAAUGUUACCUUCUCAUAGUUUCCAAGACGUCAUUAUUGUUUUGCAAUCUCCUGUUUCCUGUAUUUUUCUAUAUACGACCGCCACUAGCAGUUGGUAAUACCCAACGGUCUCUACGUCAUCUAUGUUAUUCUAGCCUGCUGUCUGCCUACCUGUCUUCCUACUCAUUUCCUAUUCACCAUUGUCUCCCUUAACCUCUUCCUAAAACUCAAAGCGGUUUCUUUUGACUUACUAUUAGAAAAAUUAUGAGGCCGCAAAGAAAUAGCAGAGAAGAUCAACUACAGGAACAACUAAAUAAAAUCAAACGGGAAUUGGACAACUACAAACUUGAAAAUUUUCUGUUGAAAGAAGAAUUAAUCAUUUCUCAAAGUGCCAUUCUGUUUGUGGACGAUCAAAAUAAGAAACUUGUGAAAAAGUGCCAAACUCUGAAGAAAAAUGGAAAGCCUAAAAGAAUGGGAAUACUGGGAUCUUUUACAAAUUGGAUUAAGUCUUUGUUUUGAAAUUAUACAGUUUUCUAUAUAACGUUAAAUAAAAUAAAUUAAUACAUCCAUUUGAAAAAAUUGCUAACGAGUAAAAGUAUUCGGUA
Caenorhabditis elegans is the source of this 1195-nucleotide messenger RNA. It is a transcript of the gene T28C6.10, whose product is annotated as Transposase. The coding region runs from base 855 to 1109 and encodes 84 amino acids. The transcript has 2 exons. Lineage: Eukaryota; Metazoa; Nematoda; Chromadorea; Rhabditida; Rhabditidae. The record is from RefSeq and is marked reviewed.